Porites lobata is the source of this 2484-nucleotide messenger RNA. Lineage: Eukaryota; Metazoa; Cnidaria; Anthozoa; Scleractinia; Poritidae. The record is from the annotation of a GenBank genome assembly.
AUGGGUUGUGGAACAUCGAGAUCUGUCGAGACAGCAGUUAUUACCUCAAACGAAGAUCAUGAUAAGCCGAGCAUUCGAGAGACAGAAGCGAAUGGAAAUGUUAGUGCUACACCGAACUCGCUUGACAACAACAAUGACAGGCCGGUAACAGAAGCUCUCGCGGAGCAGCCUUUAACAGAAGCUAGCGGCCAUAAUCAGGAACAUGGGUUUUCCGUCGGAGAUAGAGUUCACGUGUCGGGAUAUGUGGGAACAGUUAAGUCUAUUGGUGAAUUGAGCGAUCUAGGCGACGGUGAAUGGAUCGGAAUUGAGCUCGACCGAAGUCACCCUCAGGGGCAUGAUGGCUGCUUCCAAGGUGUUCAGCGUUUUGUUUGUAAGCCAAGGCAUGGCUUGUUUGUUCGUCCCUCAUCAGUUUUUCAUCACACAGACAUUAAUGCUAUUACUGAGACAUCGAGUGUUUCGCCUCAGACAAUUACUUUUAUCCAAACGAGCAUGCGCCGGUUUCUCGCAAGAAUUCGGCUUAAGAGAUUUCAACAACGUACAGGAGUCGAAAAGAAGAUCGACGCGCACGUGCUGUCGACACCAGAGGAGGAGACGGAAAGCGUCGAGAGGCUUAGCCAGUAUUUGACUCAUCCCUGGUCAGGAGAAAGACACAAGGCGUACGCGAUUUUUCGCUGGUUGAGCUUUAAUGUCGCUUAUGACGUCGAAGGGUUCUUUGGUAGAGCUGAGAAGAAAAAGGGUGACGCAAGCAGCGUUUUGAAGCAUAGAACUAGCGUAUGUGCAGGUUAUGCAAACCUCUUUGAAGGUCUUGCUAAAGCGGCGGGAUUGCAUGUUCAUACCAUUUCAGGUUAUGCCAAAGGUUAUGGUUUUGAGCCCGGUCAGCAGUUUAAAAACACAAAUCAUGCGUGGAACGCAAUUCAAGUCAACCGUGAAUGGUUCAUCUGCGAGCCUACAUGGGGGGCUGGUUAUUUGGGGAACGAUUUGCUAUUUCAUCGGAGCCCCAACGUUGCUAUGUUCCUAAUGGAUCCAGAAUACGCUAUCUGUAGUCAUUAUCCAGCGGAUGAGCAAUGGCAGUUCCUUGACCAGCCAAUCAGCAAAGAGGAAUUCGAAAGGUUGGUCGUGCCUUCUGGAAGGAUUCACGAGGUGGGAGUCGAGCUGUUAAGCCACAAAGAAAGCAUUUACACCAUCAAGGAUGCGGAUAACAUAGACAUGAUGUUUUACUCGCCUUCUUUGAAAAUACUGCGAGGUGGUCUAAAAGAUACCUCGGGGAAAGAGCUCGAAGGACGAAAGUGGACGCAAAUAAUUCCUUGUGGGGUGAACAAAGUUAAACUAAGAGCGCAGUUUCCCACCCCCGGCAAAUUCAAGUUGUGUCUGUACGUAAGGGACGCGGAUUCAAAUAAUACGUGGAAACAUGGAGUAGAAUAUCUUGUCAACGCCGGUAAAGGCGUGGAAAAAGGUCGAGGGGGAUUUCCUCGGCUAGGAAACGAAUUCUACGAAAUGGGAUUUUACCUUGAUCAUCCGUUCGAGAACGUCGUCUCGCAAGAUGGAAAAGCGUGCAUCUCUUUAGAGAACUACAACUCGCAGAUUUCAGGCGUCAGUGGCAAUUUAGAACUUGAAGGAAAAGACAAGAAACUUAAGGAAGAGUUUAACGGCUUUACGUUUUAUUGGACGGAAAAGACGAACAAGGGUUAUCAGGUUCAAGUUCAUUGCCCGGUUCCUGGCGAGUACAUUUUGAAAAUAUUCGCAAAGCACACUGAGGAGGGACGUUCUAAUACCUUUGUUUGUGGCUACUAUAUCACUGCACUCGCUGGCGUAGGACCAGUCCCAGGCUUUCCUCGACUAUCCGAUCGCUUUGACGCUUGGGGUCUGGAGCUUAUCGAGCCUCGAGAGAACAUCCAUGUCCCGGAUGGACGCGCCUCUGUCAAAAUAAAGACCCCGGAUGAAAUUUUCCUCAGUGGCAACUUGAUGAAAGGAAGUCAAUAUCUAGACAACGGUUUGUGCUUUACUACGACAUCAGGCGGCGUCAGUACAGUUCUGGUACACGCGCCAGAAACCGGCGAAUUUCAGCUCAACAUUUUUGGUAGAAAACCCGGCGGCAAAGAUAGCGAGUACCUGGGUUCGUUAGUCAUCAAGGCAGAUCAAGCAGCUAGCUUAAACCCAGGCUUCCCUUACCUCAAGGAUGAGUUCAAAGAGUGGGGACUGGAACUGGUAGAUCACUUCGAGAACAUUUUGUCCUAUGACAGUCACGUGACCGUAACACUUUCACAUCCCAGUACCAUUUCUGUCCAGUCAUUCCUGUUUGAUGCGCACAACAAGCAGAUUGGUUAUUCUCUUCCGUCACAGACCGCUGACAACAAGACCACGAUGAGUUGUGAGCUGCCAAAGCCUGGAAGUUUUAAACUGAACAUUUUUGGUACAAAUUUGUUACUCGACAGCACUAAACGAAACUAUCUGGGUUCAUACAAAGUUCUAUACCAACCUAAAUGA